Wallemia ichthyophaga EXF-994 is the source of this 798-nucleotide messenger RNA. RefSeq lists its product as uncharacterized. The coding region runs from base 1 to 798 and encodes 265 amino acids. The transcript has 4 exons. NCBI's taxonomy places the organism in Eukaryota, Fungi, Basidiomycota, Wallemiomycetes, Wallemiales, Wallemiaceae. The record is from RefSeq and is a predicted model, not a curated record.
AUGGUUGCUGCUGCAACAGCCGCUCCGAUCGCUCGCUCAGGCGCAGGCUCUGGUGAAUGGGCCAACGGCGCUACCAAGGACACCGCUGCCACUUCUGGCGAAACCGAUAGCUCAAAGGGUGAUCUUUUGAAGCGUGGCUACCAAAGCCGUGCAGCUGACGGAGUAAGACGUUCAGGUGGUGGUUCUGGCGAAUGGAACUACGGUACUACUAAAGACAGCGCCGCCUCAGCAGGUGAAAACGACCACAGCGAGGGUGACUUGCUCAAGCGUGCUGGCAAAGGCGCUGGGUCUGGUGAGUGGGCCAAUGGUGCCACUAAGGACACUGCAGCAACCAGCGGCUCUUGGGACUCCUCAGACGGUGACUUAUUGAAGAGACAAGCACACGGUAUGGGAGGCAAGGGCAAGAUGGGUGGCAAGGGCACUUCAGGUGACUGGGCCACUGGCGCAACCAAGGACACCUCAGCUGGAAGUGGCUCCUGGGACUCCUCCGAGGGUGAUUUACUCAAGAGAGGUCAAUUUUACCAGGGUGGUAAGAGAGGCUUGACGGCACGCGAAGGCGGCAAGGGCACUUCAGGUGACUGGGCCACUGGUGCAACCAAGGACACCUCAGCUGGUAGUGGCUCAUGGGAAUCUUCAGGCGGUGAUUUGCUCAAGAGACAAGGUAUGAUGGGUGGUCCAAAGGGAGGCAAGGGCAAGAUGGGUGGCAAGGGCACUUCAGGUGACUGGGCCACUGGCGCAACCAAGGAUACAUCAGCUGGUAGUGGUUCCUGGGACUCUUCCAAGGGUGACUUGCUCUAG